Molecule: messenger RNA, 839 nt
Organism: Sorghum bicolor (sorghum)
Lineage: Eukaryota; Viridiplantae; Streptophyta; Magnoliopsida; Poales; Poaceae
Product: glycine-rich selenoprotein
Exons: 4
Coding region: 219-563 (114 amino acids)
Biological process (GO): calcium ion transport; endoplasmic reticulum calcium ion homeostasis
Cellular component (GO): endoplasmic reticulum membrane; Golgi apparatus
Source: RefSeq, a predicted model, not a curated record
ACCGCUGUCCGCUGUACACACCAGGUUCGAGGGCUCGAGCCUGGUUGACCUGAACCUGCGCUCGUCAACGAGUCCCGACCGCAUCGGUCUGACGGUCUCUCUACGCGCAACGACGAAGGUUCUCGAAUCCCCUCCUCCCUUCGGCCUCGCCUUAUUAUUCUCCGCUGAACAAGCCUAGUUUACAUCGCGAAGGGCGGCAAGGCAGAUCCAGGGCGACCAUGGCUUACGUCGAGAGAGGUGUUGUGAAAGACAAGCGGACUAUAUGGCGACUGAGCAUAAUCUCAGACUUCUUUCGGGCUAUUGUGAACUUCAUCAGAAUCUUCUUUGACACACUGUUCUCAGUGGACAAAACUGACAGCUACAAGAAAGGAUAUGGUGCUGGUAAGAAGUGGGAUGGUGGACCCGGGGGUGGUGGUGGGCGGGGCCCAUAUGGCGGUGGAGGUGGUGGUGGAGGUGGAGGAUUUGGCGGCGGAGGAGGUGGUUCACGCGGUCCUCGCACUCUAUCUGACAUCCAAUCCAAUGACCACAGUUCUCUACCUGCUUGUGGAUCCUGCUGCGGCUAAUAGGCGCACAACGUUCUGCUUGAUGACUGCUUAACAGAUGAAUAAACAUGCAAUAUGUCCUGAAGGACAUCAUAGCAAUUGAUAUGUAUUUCACUGUCAGACUAUUGUAUUAUAAUCAGUGAGUCGUUUAUUAACAGCCUAUUUACUCUGUAGCUUGACUCUGGCACGAUUCACUUGGUACAUUCAUGGUUUAUCUUUCGUGUACUGCUGUCUGGUUGCAUAGUAACUAUACCAGUUGGAAAGUCUAAUAAAUUAUCUGGUGUGAUGUUCCCUUAA